AUGUCCCCGGGAUCGCCGCUGCUUCUCCCGAACGGUGCCUACGUUUUCCAAAAAUUACAGGAUUUCCUCCGAGCACAAUAUCCGCAAUUCGGAUACAAGGAAGUCAUUACGCCGACGAUAUAUAAGAAAUCACUGUGGGAGAAGUCUGGUCAUUGGGAGAAUUAUGCGGAGGACAUGUUUAGUGUGCAAGGGCGAGGCGCAACUGGACGAACAGAGAAUGCGCAGGCUGGCGAGGACGAAGAGUUCGGACUGAAGCCGAUGAAUUGCCCAGGACACUGUCUGCUAUUUUGGGGGGAGGGCGAGCUCAAAAGCUACAGAGAACUCCCCGUACGGUACGCCGACUUUAGUGCGUUACAUCGCAACGAGAUAUCGGGUUCUUUAACAGGCUUGACGCGAGUGCGACGAUUCCAUCAAGACGAUGCGCAUAUAUUCUGCCGGCCAGACCAGAUCUUGUCGGAAAUUCAGCAGACGUUGAGAUUUGUGGGAAUGGUGUACGACACGUUCAACCUUGGUCCGUACAAGCUUCUGCUAUCAACUCGUCCAGAGGAGCACUAUAUUGGGACAUUAGAAGAGUGGAACAGAGCGGAAGAACAGCUGACUAGUGCUUUGAACAACAGCGGAAGGGAAUGGGCCAUCAAUGAGGGGGAUGGUGCCUUCUACGGCCCGAAGAUUGAUAUCAUUUUGAAAGAUGCGACUGGGAAGGAACAUCAAACAGCCACUAUACAGCUCGACUUUCAACUUCCCCAACGAUUUGACCUACAAUAUCAAGCAUCUCCCGAGGAGUUAGAGGUAGGCCCCAUAUCAGCUGGAGACAAGAACAUUGAUUCAUCAUGUCGCCGACCCGUCAUCGUCCAUCGCGCCAUUUACGGAUCGUUAGAACGCUUCAUGGCCCUCCUCAUCGAACACUACAACGGCAACUUUCCAUUCUGGCUUUCGCCUCGACCCGCCCUCAUCAUGACCUUGAACCAAACGCCUCAAGUGCUCGAGUACGCCACUCGCGUCCAGUCCGCGCUCGCAGGUAUCUCAGGUUUGUCGCACCCGAGCGAUGCACGAGAAGGAACUGAGAUCAAACCGACGCCACAGCAGCUAUCUGCGACUCACCUCCCCAUCGACAUCGACUCUAGUGCCCGUGCACUAGGCAAGAAGUUUCACGAAGCCCGCACCAAAAAGUACAAUCACGUCAUUGUUGUCGGUACGGAGGAAGUCAAGUCUCAGACCGUGCGUCUACAAAUUACGAAUCAGACGAAUGAUGGUACCGUGACUAAGAUCAUCAGUGAGGUGUUGGGACGACCGCUGACGGAGAAAGAUGACAAGAAUGGAAAUAUCAGUGUCGGGGUUACAGUAGAAGAAGCGAGAAGAUAUUUCCUGAGGCUAGUCGAAGGGUUCUUGUAG
Molecule: messenger RNA, 1392 nt
Organism: Didymosphaeria variabile
Lineage: Eukaryota; Fungi; Ascomycota; Dothideomycetes; Pleosporales; Didymosphaeriaceae
Gene: MST1
Product: threonyl-tRNA synthetase
Exons: 1
Coding region: 1-1392 (463 amino acids)
Biological process (GO): threonyl-tRNA aminoacylation
Cellular component (GO): cytoplasm
Molecular function (GO): ATP binding; threonine-tRNA ligase activity
Source: RefSeq, a predicted model, not a curated record